Messenger RNA from Neohortaea acidophila, 1652 nucleotides. RefSeq lists its product as uncharacterized. The coding region runs from base 126 to 1577 and encodes 483 amino acids. Lineage: Eukaryota; Fungi; Ascomycota; Dothideomycetes; Mycosphaerellales; Teratosphaeriaceae. The record is from RefSeq and is a predicted model, not a curated record. Gene Ontology annotation, molecular function: protein dimerization activity. The transcript is spliced from 2 exons.
CCACGCCCGCCAGAAGAGACCAACCGUGGUGGACAUGAUGAGCACGCUGUCGCGUGCCCUUCUCUAGCACCCGCCAAUCUUUCCCCUCGGGACUCCUCACCCUCCACCCACGCACGCUCGCAUGCAUGCCACCGCCAAGUAUAUCUCUCGUGUCUCCUAGCCCUCCUCCUCCCCGUCCCUCUCCCCUUCUCCCCUCGCCCAACGUGUCUUCCUACACCGAACAUCUCUUCUACGCCCGCCGACCGAGCAGGGUGUCAGACGGCAACAUGCCCAGGCCCAACCCCCCGCCUACUCCAGGCUCGUCAAGCGACUUGAGAGGGAAGGAGGGUGCCAAUACGGCGCCGGUUUUCAACCUCCCUCCUACCGCCUUGCAAGACCAUGAAGUCCCAAGCUCGACUUCUACCACCCCCUCCGCCAAUGGCUCCGACUCUUCCUACCGACCUAUUUCGCCCUCAUCUCCUGCAGAAUUGACAAGGAAGAGGACAGCGUCACAGACUGGCUCGACCAUCACCAAAGAUGACUUCUCACUACCUCCUCCACCCACGAGAUCGAGGAAGAUUAUUCAGAUGAAGCCCAAAGAUACCGAACAAGACGGCCAGUCCGCGUCGCAAGCCACGCCAACUUCCCAAAACGGCGGCGGCAAGGCACAGAAUACUUCCCAGUCCGGCGGCAAGAAGUCGCGCAACACUUCAAACACCACCGCAGCAGGGCGUAAGAUCGCUCGCAAAACUGCACAUAGUCUUAUUGAGCGACGACGCAGAUCAAAGAUGAACGAGGAGUUUGGCGUGCUCAAAGACAUGAUUCCGGCGUGCAAAGGACAGGAGAUGCACAAACUCGCCAUCUUACAGGCGAGCAUUGACUACCUACGCUACUUGGAACGGUGUGUAGCAGAUCUCCAAACACAGCAUAGCUCUCCAAGACAAGCGGGUGUGGCUCCACACUCGCGCAUGGAGGAGAACGAAGAAGAAGAGGACGAUGAAGACGAGGACGAAGACGAAGAAAUGGAAGACGAGGACGACGACGACGAAGGACAACCGCAAGGCGAAACCACAGUCUCAACACCCGCCACCGCACCCCAAGACCGCUCAGCUUCGAUGAUCUCACUACCCUCACUCUCUCAAAUCACCACAACGACAACAACCACAACCACCUCACCCUCCGCCUUCUCCCUCGGCGCCGGAGCACGCCACUACUCCAUCUCCUCCGCCGCCUCGCAACCCAGCUACUCCCCCUAUUUCCACUCCAACCAAACGUCCCCCGCUUUCGGACCACAACUAUACCCCACCUCCUCCUACAGUACAGCCAAAGACCACAUCGGCCUCGGCAGCCCGGCGAUCAAACCUCUGGACUCCCAGCCGUACCCUUCUUCGCGUCACAUAAUCGACAGCAGCGGCUCCGAGGUAUCAGAGAAGCGGCGGCGGACGGACAAGGAGCUCGAUCGAGAGGCGACGGCGGCGUUGCUGAUGUUGAAUACGGAUCGACGGAAUUGGCGGGCGGGGCAGCAGGAGGGGGAGAGCGGGGGUGCAAGUCGCAGCAAUGGAGGCGGAAUGAGCGUUAGGGAUCUUCUAAGCGGAUGAUGGAUAUACUCGUGUAGGAAUAAGGAAAUCAGAUAGAAAGUGCCAAAAGCCUGUCCAUUAGCGACUCACUGCAAU